Messenger RNA from Danaus chrysippus (African queen), 879 nucleotides. NCBI's taxonomy places the organism in Eukaryota, Metazoa, Arthropoda, Insecta, Lepidoptera, Nymphalidae. The record is from the annotation of a GenBank genome assembly.
CUGGAGGCAGCCAUCCGAAACGUAGGAGUAAAAGGGCUUUUAGACUAUAACACCAGUCAGCUAGCCGCCUAUGCGGAUGAUAUCGUUAUCACAAGCAGGUCUCAAAGCAGCAUGAUCAGACACACCACAACUCUCCAGAAGGAAGCGGCAAAGUAUGGAUUGAUGGUUAACGCAAUCAAAACGAAGUACCUUCAUAGCACGCGCAACCCUCGUCCACUACAGGAUGUCACCAUUGGAGAUGAUACAAUUGAAGGAGUCAGCAUCUUUAAGUACCUGGGGUCGAUACUGUCCAGCCGGAAUAGGGUUGGAGAUGAGGUGAAUGCCAGAAUCAUGGCUGGCAGUAGAUGCUUUUACUCUCUCAGCAAACAUUUCCGAUCAAAAUAUCUUAGUGCAAAAUCCAAGCUGUCUAUCUAUAAGACCAUAAUACGCCCCGUUACCACCUAUGGGUGUGAAGCAUGGUCACUAACAGCUUUGGAAACCCAAAAGCUCGCCGUGUUUGAGAGGAAAGUUCUGCGCAAAGUGUUUGGGCCAGUGAAAGACGCAGACGGUGACUACCGUAUACGCAUGAAUCACGAGCUGGAGGCACUCAUGAACCGAGAAACAAUCGUCCGAUUCAUCAAGUCACAGCGUCUGAGAUGGGCUGGGCACGUAGAGAGGAUGGGCAAAAACAGGGCACCCAAGAUUAUGACCGACUGGAAGCCGCAGCAAAAGAGACCUAGAGGAAGGCCGAGAAAGAGAUGGUGCGACUGCAUCGAAGAUGAUCUCAAGGCUCUGAAAUGUUUUAUGAACUGGAGAAGGACAGCCAAGGAUCGUCGCGCAUGGCAGUCUAUUGUGGAAGAGGCCAAGACCCACAAAGGGUUGUGGCGCCGAAGAAAGUGA